AUGGCUUCCCAUGGCGGAGAGGUGGCUAUUGAGCUCCUCCCUCUCGUUCGAGUCUACAAAGACGGCACCAUCGAGAGAUUAGCAGACCCGCCAUACGUCCCUCCAUCGUCGACCCCGGACAAGGACACUGGCGUCUCCUCCAAAGACAUCGUCAUCUCCUCUAAUGUCUCCGCCAGGCUCUUCCUCCCAAAAGCCACCAGCACCCAGAAGCUCCCUUUGUUGGUGUACUAUCACGGUGGUGGCUUUUGCAUCGAAUCCGCCUUCUCAGCUGUGCACCACCUCUACCUCAACCGUCUCGCUGCUGCUUCCGGAGCUCUCGCCGUCUCCGUUGAGUACCGGAGAGCACCGGAGCACCCCCUCCCCACGGCGUACGAUGACUGCUGGGAAGCUCUUCGCUGGGUGGCGGAACCAACCCAGAGAGACCCGUGGCUGGGCGAGCACGGCGACUUUGGUCGGAUUUUCAUUGGAGGCGACAGCGCCGGCGCCAACAUUGUCCACAACAUUUUGAUGCGUGUAAGCAUGGAGGAACUCCCCGGUGGACUGAAACUCGCCGGAGCUUUCCUCACCCACCCAUACUUCUUCGGGUCUGAGCCGAUCGGCUCAGAACCCAAACAUGGUUUGGAACAAUUACUGCCAUACAGGUGA
Molecule: messenger RNA, 645 nt
Organism: Thlaspi arvense
Lineage: Eukaryota; Viridiplantae; Streptophyta; Magnoliopsida; Brassicales; Brassicaceae
Source: the annotation of a GenBank genome assembly